GACGCAAAAUUCCCUGGACAGUCCUUUGAAAAGAACAUUCCUCCCUCGCCUUCACGCGAAAACCCUGGCCAGGUCUACCCGAAAUCCGACCCACGCGCCGCUCCUCACGAAUCAGUACCUGGCACAGGAGGCGCACACAACCCGCCCGUCGGCCAGACACUAUCCAAUCCCUUCGUCCUCGAUGACGCACUCGACGGCCUUGACCACUCCCUCGCUCGUGCCAUCUCGACCAUAGAGAACGACGCCGACGCGAGCGGCACCAGCGCGGAGAGCGAGACGCUCCUCUCCAAGUUCCGUGGUUGGCAGAGCGAUUUGGUUGCGUUGCGCAGGAAAGGCGCACGUGUUGGGAGGGAGGUGCAGGGUGGCCAGCAGGGGCAUACGAAUCAGGGCGGCAUGUUUGCGGACUGA
Molecule: messenger RNA, 408 nt
Organism: Fomitopsis serialis
Lineage: Eukaryota; Fungi; Basidiomycota; Agaricomycetes; Polyporales; Fomitopsidaceae
Exons: 2
Source: RefSeq, a predicted model, not a curated record